AUGAGUGCCGACCAGCCUGAGAGGCACCUGGCGCACAGCCACGCCCGCGAGGAGGACAUCCCAGGCACGGUCAACCUGCGGGCGGCAGAGGGCGACGAUACUGGGUAUGGCCAGGCACUGUUCCCCGUCCCCGCAGAGGACCCAAACGACCCGCUGCAAUGGGGCAACACCAAGAAGACAUUGAUACUGGUUGCUUGCGCCCUGUACUCCUUCCUGGGCAACACGGCCCUCUUGGGCCCAUCGGUGUACAUCGGGAUAUUUUCGCAAGAGUUUGGCAUCUCACCGAAUACCGCUUCUGGGCUGAUCAGCUACGCCAACCUCGUGUUUGGAUUUGGUUCCCUCUUACUGGUUCCCAUGUAUCGCAAGUUCGGCCGUAGACCCGUGAUGCUCUUCUCUUUGCUAUGUUAUGUCGCAGGCCUCAUCGGCGCAUCCCAAGCCACGUCGUACGGAGGACUGAUGGCCGCACGGAUAAUCCACUCCUUCGGAUCCGGAGUCUGCGAGGCCCUGCCCGUCCAGCUGGUUAAUGAUAUUUUCUUCCUCCACGAGCGAGGCCAGCGCCUGGGGUACUACACCUUCGCUCUGUGCCUUGGCGCCACCGGCCCGCUCUUCGCAGGCUACAUGCUCAACGGAGGCUACUCCUGGCGCCUUUUCUUCUAUGUCGAGGUUGCGUUCGGUGUGGCCUUACUGAUCUUCGCCUUCCUCGUAGUCGAGGAAACGACCUACCACCGCAAGCUGACGCAAGACUCUUCUGACGGGCCGGAGGACGCGGAGAAGAUCGGCACGUCAACAGUCGAGAGGAGCGUCACGGCGCGCUCGAGCGUGCCACGGCGAAAGACCUAUCUUCAGACUCUUAAGUUCUGGGGUGUGUGGGAGCGUGAUUCUGAAUUCUUCCUCAUGAUGUUUCGAAGCUUCACGUAUUUUCUCGUCCCUCAUGUGUUUUGGGUGGUCACGACUUAUGGUAUUUUCAUUGGUAUCGGCGCCUUGACCUUCAAUUACAUCAUGCCGAUCAAGGUAGUAGCUCCGCCGUACAACUGGUCUCAGCUCAACUCUGGGCUGGUCUCGAUCGGAACUAUCCUCGGAUACGGCGCCGCACUCCCUUUCACGACCUCGUCCGACCGUCUGGCCGCCCGGUUGACUAAGAAGAACAACAUGAUCCGCGAGGCAGAGAUGAGAUUGGGCGUCUGUCUGCCCGCCAUGCUCAUCGCUCCCGCCGGGCUGGUAGUCUUCGGCUUCACCGCGGAACGGAACCUGCACUGGAUUGGGUACUUCGCUGGUGUUGUCAUGUCGUCGUGGUCCAGCUAUUUCUACUUCACAUUCGUGCUGAGCUACGCGCUGGAUAGCUACACGGCCAACACGAGCGAGAUGCUGAUUGCGAUGAACCUGGGGAAGCAGGCGAUUAGCUUCGGAAUGGGUCUCAACCUUCUGGAGUGGGUGCAGGAUAGAGGAUAUGCGGUAAUGAUCUCGGGCGUCUUCGGCGGUGUGCUGCUUGCCAACCAAUUGGCCUUGAUCCCGUUCAUGCUCUUCGGAAAGAGGAUCCGGGCGUACAUGGCGAGGACGUGGCUCGCGAAGAUCCAUGCAAACAGUGUGAGGGAGGUCAUGACGGCUUGA
Molecule: messenger RNA, 1608 nt
Organism: Diaporthe amygdali
Lineage: Eukaryota; Fungi; Ascomycota; Sordariomycetes; Diaporthales; Diaporthaceae
Product: serine threonine kinase 16
Exons: 5
Coding region: 1-1608 (535 amino acids)
Biological process (GO): transmembrane transport
Molecular function (GO): transmembrane transporter activity
Source: RefSeq, a predicted model, not a curated record